Messenger RNA from Pocillopora verrucosa, 1697 nucleotides. RefSeq names its product dapdiamide synthesis protein DdaC-like. The record is from RefSeq and is a predicted model, not a curated record. Gene Ontology annotation, molecular function: oxidoreductase activity. NCBI's taxonomy places the organism in Eukaryota, Metazoa, Cnidaria, Anthozoa, Scleractinia, Pocilloporidae.
CUUUCAAAUUCGACUGUAAUGCAAAUAUUUAACCUUAACCUAACCCUAACUAAAGAUCAUUGGAGUUAAAAGGAACUGCAACCGCUGAGAAAAGUCUAAUAUAUAGAUCAUGCUGGUCAGUCGUGUGUAUCACCCUCACCAAGGAAGCCAAAUUUUUGCCAGGGCAGCGUUUAUGGUUCAUGGCAUUCGCUUUGCUUCAAUGAACAAAAGUAAAACAAACACAGAGAUCUUUGAACCAUUGCCAAGAGAAGAACUUGUUACUAAAUUUAAGUCGAAAUUACGUGACAGAGAGUUUACACCAGGUUCCACACAAGGUGGUUUCCCAGAGUUCUUAGCGGAACCAAGAGAUUCCCUUCCACUUGGUGUACGCGUCCACAAUCCUAACCAGGCCUCUCUCGCUCAACUGACCGCGAAGUGUAUGGAAUUCAUGGAAGAAAAUCAUUCACAAUGUCCGGCUAUUUUGUUUCGUGGCCUUCCGGCUCGAACAGCCGAUGACUUCUCGACUAUUGCUGGUAACAUUCCCGGAAAGCCUUUGUCGUAUGAGGUCGGUGGCAGUACAUAUCGUAAACAAGUUGACAAAAGUGUGAAGACUUAUACCGCUAGCGACGAUCCAUUAGAGGUUACUAUGGAUACGCACAACGAGAUGUCUUAUCUCAAUACUUGGCCCAAAAAGCUUUUCUUUUACAGCGUAAAGGAGGCUGACGAUAAUUGUGGUGGUGAAACACCGUUGGUCAAGAACAGCGAACUCCUUUCCAAAUUGGAUCCCAAAGUAGUGGCGAAGUUUGAAGAAAAGGGUGUGCGAUAUGUACGAUAUUUGCGGGACAAAUCCCACGAUGAAUACAUGAAUUGGCAACACAUGUUUGGCACUGAAGAUAAAAAGGAAGCAGAGAGGCGAGCAAAAGGUAAAGGGUACCACGUGAGCUGGAAUGAAGCACAAGACUUACGUCUCUGGCAAAACAGACCCGUGUCGAUACAGCACCCGCAGACCGGAAAUAAGAUUUGGUUCAAUCAGAUAGCGGCCAUGCACAGCUCUUAUUACCAAAUUAUGCCCACGUUUAUUGGUAAAGGUAUCCCGGAUGACGAAUGCCCUUCCAACACAUAUUAUGGAGACGGAAGUCCGAUUGAACCAGAAGUAAUACAACACAUACGAGCAACAACCUGGUCAUGCGCAGUUGGUUUUCAAUGGCGAGCAGGAGACCUACUGGCAUUGGAUAACUUAGCCGUUCAGCAUGGACGCAUUGGUUACAGUGGUGAGAGAAAAGUACUCGCUUACCUCACUUGCUAGAGUGAAACUUAAUUGGAUGUUUGCAUGUUGGCUAGAGUGUCUCAAGGGACCAAUCCAAGACGUUUAACUAUAACAUUCAAUUAAUUUUGAAAACCUGUGCAGUCUUUGUAUAGUUUCCAGUUCAGCUUAUGACUAGUUAAUCAGACACUGACAUCAAUCUAACAAGAUGAUAGAGCUAGUGAACCAUAUGUGGUAUCAAGUAACUAUAGGCUUUAUCUGCGCUUUAGACCCAACAUUGGCUUCGUUCUAAGGCUUUGAUGAAAGUUUGAACGGAAAUAAAAAUUAUUUUCUUUUGAAAUAUUUUCCUUGGAGUGAUCAGAUAACUGAGCCGAUUAAAAAAAAGUCGUGUUGGGAACCUAUCCUAGACAUUAUUUCAUAAGUCACGAUGAAUUUCAUUUUCUAAUCUAUCUGU